Messenger RNA from Candoia aspera, 9326 nucleotides. It is a transcript of the gene BRWD3, whose product is annotated as bromodomain and WD repeat domain containing 3. Gene Ontology annotation, biological process: regulation of cell shape; cytoskeleton organization; regulation of transcription by RNA polymerase II. The record is from RefSeq and is a predicted model, not a curated record. Lineage: Eukaryota; Metazoa; Chordata; Lepidosauria; Squamata; Candoiidae. Gene Ontology annotation, cellular component: nucleus. The transcript is spliced from 19 exons. Bases 273 to 2870 code for a protein of 865 amino acids. Gene Ontology annotation, molecular function: protein binding.
UCGAUACCAUUGGAACCAGUGAUGCAUCUGGAGAUGACAACGUAGCUGCCUGGCAAAGCGAAACCAGCUCCAGCGAUUCGUCCAGCGAAUAUUCCGACUGGACAGCCGACGCUGGGAUUAAUCUCCAGCCUCCGAAAAGACAGACGAGGCAAGCGGCUCACCAAAUCUGUAGCAGCUCCGAAGAUGAACGUGUCAAAGAGACAAAAGGACAGGAAGAAAAACGCAAGAAACUCAAACAGACGCGAAAAAAGAAACCCAGCGGACUUCUGUCAAUGGAUGCUGAACCUACAGAGGAAUGGUUUGCUCCCCACUGGAUAUUGGAUACCAUCCCACGGCGUUCUCCCUUUGUCCCGCAAAUGGGAGAUGAGAUAAUCUAUUUCAGGCAAGGGCAUGAAGCUUAUGUGCGUGCAGUCCGGAAAGCAAAAAUUUAUAGUGUUAACAUGCAAAAGCAGCCAUGGAAUAAAAUGGAACUCAGGGAACAAGAAUUUGUGAAGAUUGUGGGGAUUAAGUAUGAAGUUGGACCACCUACGCUGUGCUGCCUGAAGCUUGCCUUUCUCGACCCCGUCUCAGGCAAAAUGACAGGGGAAUCGUUUUCCAUAAAGUACCAUGACAUGCCUGACGUUAUUGACUUCCUUGUGCUGCAUCAAUUUUACAAUGAAGCCAAAGAAAGAAACUGGCAGAUUGGGGAUAGAUUUCGGAGCAUAAUAGACGACGCGUGGUGGUUUGGAACGGUAGAAAGCCAACAGCCAUUCCAAGUGGAAUACCCAGAUAGUUCCUUCCAGUGCUACAGCGUUCACUGGGACAAUAAUGAAAGAGAAAAUAUGAGCCCCUGGGACAUGGAGCCGAUUCCAGAAGGAACUGCUUAUCCAGAUGAGGUGGGGGCCGGAGUCCCAGUGACAACAGAGGAGCUGGCAUCUCUGCUAUACAAGCCCCAGGAAGGGGAAUGGGGCUCCCACUCCCGAGACGAAGAGUGCGUGCGGGUUCUCCGAGGCAUUGAUCAGCUUCUUUCUCUAGAGAUUUCUAAUCCCUUCGCGGUCCCAGUUGACCUUAGUGCCUAUCCUCUGUAUUGCACUGUGGUUGCUUAUCCAACUGACCUCACCACAAUAAGGAGGAGACUUGAAAACAGAUUUUACAGGAGAAUAUCAGCACUAAUGUGGGAGGUACGAUACAUUGAACAUAACGCGAGGACUUUCAAUGAGCCCGAAAGUCCUAUCGUCAAAGCAGCCAAAAUCGUAACGGAUGUUUUACUGCACUACAUUGGGGAUCAGAGUUGCACAGAUAUUCUGGAGAUCUACAACAAAGUGAAAGCAGAAGACUUGAGUAGCACAGAUGAAGAGGAGCAGGUGGCAGAAGCAUCUGCGGAUUCGGAUGGUCCAGGAACUUCCUCUGGAAAACGAGUGGUAAAACGGCAGAUGAAAAGGCAGCCUUCUAAAGGACAUGCUGAUGCCUGGAAAGACCAGUGCAAGCAGUUGCUAAGCCUGAUCUAUGAACGUGAAGACUCUGAGCCAUUCCGACAACCUGUUGAUCUCUUUUCUUACCCUGAUUAUCGAGAUAUCGUAGACACUCCCAUGGACUUCAGCACUGUGAAAGAAACUUUGGAAGCGGGUAACUACAUGAAUCCUCUCGAAUUCUACAAAGAUGUUCGCUUGAUAUUCUGCAAUUCCAAAGCAUAUACUCCAAAUAAGAAAUCAAGGAUCUAUAGCAUGACACUCCGACUCUCUGCCUUAUUUGAAAACCACAUCAAAACCAUAAUUUCCGAGUACAAGUCAGCUGUUCAGUGUCAGAAGAGGCGAAGGCCGCGGUUACGGUACCGAAAACGGCUCCGAAGCAGCAGCAGUGGUUCUUCCUCUAACGGCAGAGCACCAAGCCCAAAAGGAAAACAAAAACAACUGAAGAUUCAGCCUAAAACAAACUUGAAUACCUCACUGCCUUUAACUAGGACUAAUUCUUCAGUUUCAUCUCAUGUUUCAGAUAUAGAGGAACCCCCUGAUUCAGCUGCUGCUGAAGAGAUGGAAAGCCACCCAUCCUCAUCUGGCUCGAACAACCAGAAUCGUAGCGGAAAUGAUGUCGAAGCAGGAAAAAAUAAGCCAGUCAGAAAUAAAUCCACACCAGUUAAACAAGAUAAGCCUUCCGAAAAGCCUCUGACGAAUGGGGAUGGGAAGGAAUCCCGGGCGGGAAUCAAGAGGAAGAUUUCAAGUGCAUCAGAAGAGGAGGAAGAGGGCGGCCAAGAGACAAGAGAACAAAAAGAAAAACCGGGUUUAUCCUCCGAAAGCGGAGAAUCCCGCUCGGGCUCCAGUUCUGAAAGCAGAUGUGGCUCUGAUUCGGAUUCUGAGUCCAGCUCUAGAACAGAUCAAGACUACAUUGACGGGGACCACGACUACAGCAAAUCAGUGCAAGUGAAACCGAAGAGAAAAAUCCGAAGAAGCAUCUCUGGCGGGCGGAGGAAUUGGCCAGGCAGAGGGACCGGAAGGAGAGGGCGAUGGGGCCGGUGGGGCCGGUGGAGCAGAGGGGGACGAGGCAGCCGGGGAGGGAGAGGAGGCAGCCAGGGACGAAGAGGAGGCAGGGGAGGAAGACAAGGCCGAGGGAGAGGGGCCUCCCGAGCCAAGCGCUCCCGCGUGGCGGAGGACGAGUUCGAGAACCUUUUCGGCGGGCGCUUCAAUGAGAACGCCUUCGGCGGGCGGUUCGGCCGGCCCCCUCGGAUUAAAACCAGGAACGAAGGCCGGCGGACCGUUUUAUAUAACGAUGAUUCUGACAAUGACACUUUCGUGCACACUGAGGAUCCCCUGAAUCUUGGUACUUCCAGGUCUGGCAGGGUACGGAAAAUGACCGAGAAGGCCAGGGUCAGCCAUCUCAUGGGAUGGAAUUAUUGACAAGUUGGGUUGUGGGGGGAGGACAGAACUGAACAGUGAUGUUAGGACUUCAGAGGCUUUUACUGCAGGGAUUUCAUGCCAGAAAAUCUGCUAAGCAAAUUGUGGGGGAGGAACUCUGCUCAUUUCCCCCCUGCCCCCCCAUGCCCCCGUGGUGCUUUUUCAUAUAGUUUUCAUGUGUUUGAAGACUUUUGACCGCUGGCCGACUACGGCCAGCAGCAGUCUUCUUUGCACGUUCUAUUACCUGCAGAAAUGCUUCAUCACACUAAACCUUGAGUUGGUCACAGGACUUGUGGCAGAUGAGUUGUGCUUAUGAAGUCUCCUUGUUGCUUUUUGUGUGUGUGUGUGCAUUACCGAAACAGCACCUUCUUACCAAGUUUUUAAAACAUUAUCUGCCAUUAAUUCCUUACUUAUCAUAAUAACGUUUGCACAAUACACAGAUCCUAAAGGCAGCUAUAAAAUGUUUACAGUUUCUCUGUUGUGUGCAGCAUCCAGAUUACUUUAAUCUUCCCCCCAGGCCAAAUUUUCAUGAAUUUGUGAUAUACUGAAAUAUGCUCCCAUAUGGGUGUCCUGAUAUGCUUUUUUUCCCAUUGGUUUUUAAUUUAUGUUUUCAAGGGGAGGGGGGUGGGUUGGUGCCUUGUAAAUAAUGUAGCAGAUCGAAGAUGUGAGAUGUCUAACACCUACAUUAAUGUUAUUAUAAACAAAAUACUUGAGAACUAGGGUUAUCUAAGAUACACCAGGUGCCAAAUGCAAAAGUUCCCUUGCAUCUCUUUUUUUCUGCUGCCCUCAUAUAUUGCUAGCAUCCAUUGAGAUUGUCUCAAGAUGUUAACAUCAAUAUGGAAAUGGUUGCCUCUUCCCGGAUGUCUUCUUUAGUAGCUUAGCUACCUCCAGACUUCAGAGCUUAGUUUGUUUUCUUCAAUAAUGAUAUUGCAAUAGAUAAUGUGUUAGGAACAUAAUCACUUGGUAAACUACAAAAUAAUUUCAUUGGUCUCCAGUCUGACAAUCAGUCAUAAGAUGCUUCUCACAGACUUGCUGGUUCAGGUUGUCAAGCCUGUGCAUUCAUCUCCCUAUGCAGUCAUGGCAUGAUUAUAAUGUUUUUAUUUGAUCCUUUAAAUGUUAACACCUCCUUUUUUAUAUGCAUUAAGCUAUCUUUGCUGGCUAACUUAAUAUGUACAAGCUCUUGCAUCUUUGUUUUUCCUUUUGUGUGUUAAGUCAUGAAAGCAUAUCAUGCUUCCAGAAAAGAAUUUAGGCAUCCUCACCCAGAGAUUUACAACGUGGAGCCUCCUCUUUUCAGAAUUUCCCCAUUUCUCCAUCAUCAAUGGAGGUGCUGAUAGAAUUGCUGUUUCUUCUUCCUUGUGCAUGGUAUAAGAUUUUUUUUUCCCCAUUGACAUAAAGAGAGAGGUUCACAAAUAAUGGAACAUCUGAAUAUGAAUUUUGGCUCCGUGGGGAUUUUUGGAGUGAAAAUAAUAGCAUACUAUUUGAUUCUAGAAAAAUGUCUUGCAGAGGACUCUUGUAUUUGCAUUUAAAAUAUAUCAAUAUAUGCCACCCAAUAAGAGGAAAGUUUUAUUUCCGUUACAGCUGUAGCAUGUUAAAUAUUCCUAAAAUAUUUGUUUUUGUUUUUGUUUUGAGAUGGACAAGUUGCAUAUAUGGAAUUCCCAAUAGCAAUCAUUGUAUAGGAGGAGGAAGAGGGUUCUUCUAGUUUUGUGGGCAGGUUUUUUGGGGGGGGGGGUAUUGGCCAGGCACCCCUUAAUCAUUAGUGUGGAUUGAUCUUCACAAAAUAAUGGUAGGAUCUACAGUAAGUAAUGAAAAGUCUGCAUACACCUGCAGCAUAGAUCUUCCAUAACGCAAUACAUACUUCAAUACUUGGGUUGUGUGUGAUUCAAAAACGAGAAAGUGCUUUGGACCUCAUGUGAGCAUAGCACCGCUUUACUUACUAUUCCUGAUACCACCCUGAAGAAAGAUGCUUGGGUUUUUAGAGUUGCUUUAAUGAAUUGACUCCUUAAAACAUCAUGGAAGCUUGAAAAAUGUCUGUGACUGCUUUAACUACUAGUAGGUGUUGUGUUCAUGUGAGGGCUGAAGCAUUUAUUUUAAAUAACACUGAAGCAUGGACAGACCUCAUGCAUACACAAAUGCAUGCUAUAUUUUAGAUGAGAUGGAAGGCAUCUACCAAAUUGCUAAAGUGGCUUAGGUGAAUAAUAAAACAACCAGCUUAGAUCUGAUUUUAAUUGAACAGCCACUUUGAGCACACAGCUGCAGUUCCAUCGGAAUGUGUUUGGAAGUCUUUGAUCUUCUGCUAAUGUGGAUCUGCUCCAUUUAUUAAAAUUGAAGGGGAUGUUCUUUAUCCCAAGAACAUAUUUCCACGUGAGAGCCAUCAGCUGACCCUUAACUCAGGAUGUGUUAGCAUAGCAUUUCUUAGUAGAUGGCAGAUGUGUAUAUCUAAAAGAAGUCUCCUUUUUCUUUCCCACCACUAGGAGAGUAUGGCUAUAUCAAGGGAACGUAAUCCCGUACAGCUUUCUUAUAAUUGCCACAGGACAAAUAAAAGUUAUUCCAAAUAACUAAAGUUGUGUCUAACAGUAGAUAUUUCAUGUUCAUUGUUCAAAUUCUUACCGAAUGUAUAACUGUACUGGUAUUCAGCAUGCAAAAUUCUUCCGUGAUACGAGAAACUGGUUUAAUUCCUCCAUAAAACAUAGGUGUAUAUUUAGGCAACUUGGCCUCUUCGUUAAGGUGUAGUUCCUUGAUGGUUGUAGAUGACAGUAAAGGGAAAUACUUUAUUGGGAACUAAGUAUUAAUUGGAACUGUGUUAAUUAGGACUAUGCAGUGCUUUGGAAAUAAUUUGGAAAAGGUACUUCAGAGCUUCUAGAGACAUGAACAUUGCACUGGUUGACAACUCUUUAAAGCAGCCACAUCUUUUCCUUGGAUGACACAAAGAUCUUCUGCAGCUUCCCUUUGACCCCAAAGACAUGGCUGCUCUAAAGAGUUGUUGACAGGUUCUUCGUUCUCACUUCUAAGCCCAUUUUUGGAAUUGAAUCCAGAGAAUUUCCCAGCUGGAGCCUCCAUGACUGAGAAAGGGCUUGGCAGUAAGCAUGUGGAAAGAAAGUCCUCCCCCCGCCCCUAUUUUAAAGGCUCUUGGACUGAAGAAGGCGCAUCUGAAGAGAGCUCUCUCCUUUCUCAAAUGGAAACGGGGUUCUGUUGGAGAUACAAGAACGUGAUGGAGAAAUAAAUGGACAAUAUGGCAUGUUGUAUUUGGCCAAGGACUGGCUAUUCCAAUGUGGCCACUGGAUGAAUUCUAGCUGGAGGUUAGUCUGCACACACAGCAGAAUUAAGGGGCAAAGAGGACUAUUUUAAUUUACUCCUUUGGCUUUAAGGCAGCAUGUCUGCCAAUAACCAAGUCGGGAAGAAGGGUAGUUAUGACUAUUUUAACGGAGUUUUCCGUGAUUUUUUUCUCUCACCUGCAGUCUGAAAUGAUACUACUACUUCUGGCUACCCAGGGGAAAUCCAAAGAAAUCCAAAGUCAGAAUGAUGGUGGGGUGGAGUCAAACAAGGUAUUCCAAACAACUAUUAAUCGGCAAUUUUAGCCUUUGCUUGGAUUUUGCCUCAGUAUCAUCUCUGUAGCAGUCUUCUAAGAUCUUUGACAAUUCAAUCAUUUCAGUUAAAGUUUUGUAUGCUGUGAUUGAUAUUCCCCAAUUUUUGUAUUACUCCCCAAUAGAUCACUGCCAGCUUUGUUCCAUUCUCUGCUGCUUUUGACCGACCCCUCCUCAAGCCAUGUAUCCUUGUGCUUUGAAUUAAGUUGUGAGGCUUCUAGUAGCUUUAAUAUGUUCAAUAGGUACUAAUAAUUCAGUAAACGUGAUGCCGAAUUAUGUUCAACAACAACAAAAAAGUCUAAAGGGAAAGUUGGCUUUGGGAAUUCUGCCGGAUUGUGUUAUGUAGCCAGUAAAUAUUUGGGCAAAGAAGAUUUAAGCAAAGGAGAGCUGUGGCUUCAUUCUAUUUGUUACAAGGGAACCACAAUUCCGUUUUUAUACGAAUUGCCUGUUGUGCUGAGAGUAUUUUACUUGGUGCAUGGUCAUUUUCUAACGUUUUGAGGCCCUGAACUGCAACUUGGCAUGUGCAUUUUGGAAGUUACCUUCUUUGAAGAAGAACAGUGAUGUAGUGUCUUGAACAAAAACCAGCAUGUGGGAAUCCCCAUAAUUAAAGAGAUUUGAUUACUACCUAUCUGCUUUAAAGCAAGAGAUAGUUUUGACUUUUUAUAUACGUGCUUUCUGUGGUACAUGAAAUCUUGAGCUACUCUCAAGAGCAAUAACAGAUCUUCCUCUCUGAUGCGUGUAAUGCUUUCUUGGACUUGUAAAGUUGGGGGAGCAUCUUAGACGUGGGUGAUCAAAUCUGUUAGAGUCUUAAGUAGUUUCUUCUCUCUGGUUCUUCUCUUUCGUCAAGAAGUAAGGGGCCUGUGGGUUUGUGUGUGUGUGUGUGUGUGUGCGUGCGCGCGCUAACUAACAAUAAGGGUGGGCCACAUCGCAAAUUCACUGGCUGCACCUUCUAGUUAAGCAUUCUCUUCACAAAAGCCAGAAUUCCUAUGGAAAAAUAAAUGAAUGUUUGGCAACCACACUGUGAGAGCUAAGGGUGGAGACAUUAGUCUUAUGAAGUGGUUAUUGAUUUUUUGAUGCCAUUUGAGCCUUCUUGCCCAAGCAAAAUAAAGAUGUUCCUUCUCAUGCCUAUGUAGUGCUAAAUCCUUCAAUAGCAACCAACUAACGUGCUCUAGUCAUUUUAUAAAGGGAGGAACAUGGUUACCUGUAAAAUCCUGGCUCUGCUGUUAGAAACUAGUUCCAAGACAUUUCUUAACAAUAAUCCAGAUCAUGCAAAACUAGUGGGGACUUAAUUUUUGUGUCUGUGUCUUGAUUCCUAUUUUGGGGGGGGAAGAUGGGAAAUUCGUAAAAAUAGAGGUUAACUUGAAUAAUUUAUCUUAGUGCAGCUGAGAGCAUAUUGGAACAAAAGAAUGAAUUAGUUUUAGGCUAAGUGCAUCAGCAACUUAUAGAGAACUGCUUUUGCGUGAGUGUAUAUUAUAAUGUUAAAUGCUUUUUAAAGAUCUGUGCGUUGGUUUCAUAAGUUACGCUCUAAAAUGUCAUGAGAAUGUUUCCAUUUGAUAAAAAAAAAAUAGUGUUAAUAUUUAUAGAUAAAAGGCUCCGUUUGACACCCCAUGGUGGUAAAAUAGUUGAAGGUUCCUAAAGAGUACUCAUGUUAUUUUUAAAGUAUGUAUUAUAAAUGACUGUGCAUUUACAAGAGAUCUUUUUUUUUUCCAACUCUGGCUAGAUGGGAUGUUUACAUUAUUUUUUAAAAAAUGGUAAUAUAUCAAUCUGCAUUUUUGUAAGCGAUUAUACUUCUUGAGAACCUUGAAACACAAAGAACGGUUGAAAAUACAUGCACACCCACAUGCACACGCAUGCAUACAUAUAUGGCUUUGUACACUGGAUGCCGGGCCUGCAGCAAAGCCAUCCAUGUAUUAUGGAUCACUGAGAAAUAUUACUGCAAUGCAUAUAGGUCAGUUCUCUUGCCAGCCCUUUUGAAAAUGAACCAGAAGCACUCUCUUGAUCUUAAAGCAACAUGCCCAAGGGGACAAGUUCUUGUGCUCUCUUAUUCAGUAGAAUUGCUUAUCAGCCUUAACCUCUUCACAGUGUAGAAUAUGGUGCUUUAAAAUAUGUGCAUAUGCAUGGAUCUGUGUCCUUUGUUACUCAAGUUGAGCAUUUAAAACAAAGAAACUGGAAACUCUAAUAAUCCUGCACACCGGCUAUAAGUUUGUUGGAAAAAAAAAUGUCUAUCCAAGUAUUCCAACUCAACAGUAUAGCAUGAAUAGUGGGUCUCAAUCUUCAUCGAAUAAUAGCCCCCACUUUCUUGAUUUCCCCUCCCCAGUUAUGAAGGAAGCAUGUCAAAAUAGGAUUAAGAGUGCUUGGAAUGCAACCAAAUGAUGGUUGUCAGUAUUGAGGCGUGAUGGUACUGAAUUUUAAUGAAGUGGUAUUAAGCCUGUUUCCGUACUUCGGUCUACUUUGUUUUAAUCUCAUGCCGAUGGCCCUCCCCAGCUUUUUUUAAUUAAAGCGUCAUGGAAGCUUUGCUUAGAAAUACCAGUAACUACCGUUGGAGUUUGAGCUGUAUGGAAAAUGGUGCCAUCUCAAGGAUCUCCUGCAUGUAUAUUGUGUUCUUGACCUUGUGAAAUAGUUUUGCCAGUCCCCACCCCUCCAAAAAUAGAAGGUGCACAUGCAGUGAUUUAUGCUGAUGCUCUUUUGCGUUUGUCUUGAUUUCAGGGGAUGUUCCCUAAAUUCAUACCUUUACAUCCACUAUCUCAGGUCCCUUUAAAAUUAUAAAUGCUUCAGGGAUUUUUAAUGCCACUUGAGAAUGGCAGACCAAAUGUAAUAUUUAUAUGCAAUGAACUAUUACGUUUUUUUGUAUUGUAAAAAAUGUAAAUUUGUAAAGAUU